UCUUAUCUCAUCUCUCUCUCUAUAGACAACCACAAGAACAUAAAAACACACAAACAACAAAAAAAAAAGUUUCUUUCUUUGAAGAUUGAAUCCAAAGAAAUGGAGAAAGUUGGUGAUUAUGAUGAGCUUGUUAACCUAAAGGCAACAGAGCUGAGAUUGGGAUUACCAGGGACAGAAGAAGAAACUGUUCCUUGCGGUAAAAGCAACAAAAGAGCAUUACCUGAUGAUACUGAGAAAGAGAUUGAAUCAACUGGCAAAACUGAAACAGCUUCUCCUCCAAAGGCUCAGAUUGUUGGAUGGCCACCAGUUAGAUCUUACAGAAAGAACAGCAUCCAGACAAAGAAGAAUGAAUCUGAAGGUCAAGGAAACUAUGUGAAAGUAAGUAUGGAUGGUGCUCCUUAUCUAAGGAAGAUAGAUCUAACAGUGUAUAAGAAGUAUCCAGAGUUGAUGAAAUCACUUGAAAACAUGUUCAAAUUCUCUGUGGGUGAAUAUUCCGAGAGAGAAGGAUACAAAGGCUCAGACUUUGUACCUACUUAUGAAGACAAAGAUGGUGAUUGGAUGCUUGUUGGUGAUGUUCCUUGGGAGAUGUUUGUUUCGUCUUGUAAGAGGCUAAGGAUCAUGAAAGGAUCAGAAGUUAAAGGUUUAGGUUGUGGUGUUUAACAAAAACCUAACUGAGAGACGAACAUCAAAUAGUUCAAAAACAGAGUUUUCUUUUUGUUGGUUCUGUUUCUUGAAACAGAGGAAACUGCUUGGGUUUUCGACAAACAUACCUAUGAAUUUUUUACCUUAUCGGUAAAAAAAAAAACUACUCUUUUUUCUUGUGGUGUUGUUGAUUCUGUAACAGAUGUAAACAGAGAGAUGCUUAAAAAUGGUCUUUAAGCAUAAGUGUGAGAAAGAUCUAAAUCUAAACUUUAGCUUGUAACGACUCUGUUCUCAAUUAAAAAGGGAAAAGGUUUUGCGGUGUUAGAAAGAUCUUGAUCUGAAAACAUUAUGUUUUGUGCUUUUUGUAAUGUUGUUCUUACCGAACAAAUUUGAUGUUUUGAUGUAAUUACCAAUUUCUA
Molecule: messenger RNA, 1061 nt
Organism: Capsella rubella
Lineage: Eukaryota; Viridiplantae; Streptophyta; Magnoliopsida; Brassicales; Brassicaceae
Product: auxin-responsive protein IAA4
Exons: 3
Coding region: 100-660 (186 amino acids)
Biological process (GO): regulation of DNA-templated transcription
Cellular component (GO): nucleus
Molecular function (GO): protein binding
Source: RefSeq, a predicted model, not a curated record